This is a messenger RNA of Cladophialophora psammophila CBS 110553, 1101 nucleotides long. RefSeq lists its product as uncharacterized. NCBI's taxonomy places the organism in Eukaryota, Fungi, Ascomycota, Eurotiomycetes, Chaetothyriales, Herpotrichiellaceae. The coding region runs from base 1 to 1101 and encodes 366 amino acids. The transcript has 3 exons. Gene Ontology annotation, molecular function: FAD binding. The record is from RefSeq and is a predicted model, not a curated record.
AUGGGCCUCGUAGGGCGUAAUGGGACAAACUUUGACAGCUCCGGUAAACGGGUGGCCGGAAGAGGGUGGCAGCAGAUUUUCUCCCAGUUUCACGGAACAUUCUUUGAUUAUUUUCUCAACAUUCGCUUGAAGUACUCGGAAAGUAUUAUACAAGCUGCCUACCAACAGAGCGGGGGUAACCUGUUGAUCGGCUGGGAAUUCAGAGAUCUAAAGCUAUCUGCAAGCAAACACGACACCUGUCGCGUCACGGUACAAGUGGCGCGUGUGGACACUCCGGCGACCAAGGAAGUAAAAUGCAAAUAUCUUGUGGGUGCCGAUGGGGGAAAUUCUCUCGUGCGUCGCCUCAGUGGCAUAUCUUUUCCCCAAGAUGCAACCGCCCAUAAUUGGGUACGAAUCGACGCUGUUGUCAAAACGAACAUGCCAGACUCCAGAAUCGGCGUGGCAGGCAUCGAAUCAGUUUCACAUGGGAAUGUUCUUUGGGUCCCUCUCGACCACGGCAGGACCCGGAUCGGUUUUGCUCUGAACAAGGAGAUGUACGAGAAGUACGGGGACAAACUCACAGAAGAACAAGCCAAACAUGAGGCAACUCAAGCAGUUCUACCUUUCACUCUAGAGUUCGAGUCUGUAGACUGGUACACGAUCUACAGUAUCCGGCAGGGUGUUGCAGAACAGUACAUGAUUAAUGACUGUGUUCUGUUAGCCGGCGAUGCAAGCCACACUCAUUCCUCUGGGGCUGCUCAAGGUAUGAACACGGGUAUUCACGAUGCCAUCAACCUGUCGUGGAAGUUGGGAGGAGUUCUCUCGGGCUGGUUUAAGCCCGAAAUCCUGCAAACUUACGACUCGGAGCGCCGACCAAUAGCGCGUACGCUCAUCGAACAUGACAAACAGUAUUCGACCUUGAUUUCGGGUGACAAGGUCGACAAGGUGUUCGAAGGCGACGUCAAUCAGUUGCUCGCAAACCUGAUGCGCAACACCGCAGACUUCGUCCUCGGACUGGGUAUCGGCUACGAAGAGAAUAUGAUCAACCUCAGUCCAAAUGCUGGGUGCCUUAGCGCAGGCCACCGCUCCGAUGACGCCAUUUCUCUAUGGUCCUGGACGUAG